AUGGCCGAAGAGGAAAACCUGCAGACCGUCUGUGACUUUACCGGCAGCUCGGACACGGAGCUUAUGCGCCGUGCCUUGAGGUUUGUCGACCGAUACUCAUACUCUGAGGCGCCCUUUCAGGCAGACCGCAAUGGCUCCUAUAACCAAGAUGGUAACUUCAUGGCCCCGACGUUCAUGAUACAAGGUCCGGACGAUGGGGGCGCGGUCCUCCAUGGCGUACCACCCAGCGUCCCGCCGUCACGGCCGCCCUCCCGAUCAGACAACAGGUCUCCUAUGAGUAGAAUGAUGAACUGGGCGUCAGAAAACGCAGGCGCACCGACCACUAGAGCACAGGAAGAUGCCGACUAUCAACGUGCACUGGCAGAGUCCAGGGCAUCAUCCGGUUUGGAAGCGCCGCCACAGGAGAGCGGGGUGGUGGGUGCAAAUGGGCAGGAUGUCUACCAACCUUUCUUCGGGCCGGCCGUGCGGGAUAAUUACGAGCAGGCGCAGUGGGCUAUGGUCCCCGUCGCACAAGAAAAGCCGGAUCCUCUGCCAUCUGAUCGAAAGAGGAACCAAGGAAUCCCUCCGUUUCUCAGGUGUCGCAGAACUGGAUCGGCGAGCGAGCAGCACAGACUUGGCGCUCUGUUGACAAUAUUACACCAGAUACCGGCGGCACGCAACUUUUUUCUAGAGCUUGAGGCCAAGACGGGAACCUAUGGUAUCAACAACCAGUGGUGGAAGGGUGAGGCAAUUCCGCCUGCCCCACGGGAGGAUCAGCAGGAGGCUAUUCCCGACGACGGAGGCUGGCAUGAAUCCCAGUCGGAUGGCCCCCCGGCGGGUCUGGUGGAAGAGUUGCACCGCUUGAUGGCAUUCCUCGACAUGACGGACCGGAGCUACGGACAGGCCGAUGUGCUAGCAGACCUUGUCCGAGACUCGACCUAUCAGAGCAGCAGCGCCGUAGAGCUGAAGCUGUUCGAAAUAAUGCAGGAAUCCAUCAAUAUUCCUAGCGAUGUCGUCAGGAACGUGUUUUGGAGCAUCGAGACGUAUCGUUUCGCAGUGCCGGUCCAGGAACACGUUUGCGACGAGGCGUUUACUUUUGGUAUUAUCGAUCUUAACCUGUCGAGUGCAGCCUACGCCAAGAUGGAGAGCCUCUACGACGCCUGGGAUGAGCUAUUGUGGAUCGACGCUCACAGUGCCGAAAACGAAGAAUCCCUCCGGACGGCUGCCGUCACCAAACCUGGCGACGUCUUGGCCAUGAACUUUAGCGGCGAGGGCGAACUGUCGCCAUCGAGACCUGUCGACAUACCAGCAGUUUUCUAUGUUGAUCGGUAUUUGGCGGAGAAUGUCGAAGGACACUCAAUGGAGCAGCAACUACGGAUCAGGCAAGAGAGGCGGGUACUGGCAGAGCUUGAGGAGCGGGAGAGGCUGGAGACGCAAUGGUGGAGCCCCAAGGAAAUGGCUUGGAGGGACAGAAUAGCACUGAGCGAGAAGGUGAUUGAAGACCGAGUGGAGAAGGAGAAGGCUUUAAAGUUCAAGGUGCUCCGCCGGAGGUGGUUCGAGUGUGUCGACACGCCUGACUACUUUCAUUUUAUCCCGGGUUGGAUGGAUGACAAGCUCGCCUUUUCUGAUGCAGAGAGGGCAAAGCUCAAGCAGUGGCAGCGGGAUCGGCAGUUCCAUGAAGGGGUUAUUGCAGAUAUCAAGAACAAGAAACAAGGUAAGGAGGAGCACACGUUCAUCCUGUGUACACCGCUGACACAUUGGAUCAGAAUACACAAGGAUACGGAGCGAGGCACAUGCCGAGAUAAAACGCUGGACCCAGAGAUUCAGCGUCCCCUGCCCCGAGGACAACUGGGAGCCAGUACAUAUGUAUCACCUUCGCGGAGUGGCGACAUCGCCCAACACGAUGUACUUGGCCCAGCGUGCAGACCAGAUCUUAUCGAGAUGGAUGGCAACCCGGCACCGACAGAUCAAUGGUGGAAGUUGUCGUAUGUUGCCGAGGACCGUGAGACUCCUCUCAGGAUCGCAACCUCGUCGAUUGAUGAGGCACGCAAGGCGGCCUACACGGAGAGUACACGGCCGAUUCUGGUUUAUGCCAACGACUCGGCCUUGGAAACAAUGCCCAAGCAGUUGUCAGAGGCACUGCGAACGUUUGUCAAGUUUGACAAUAGGGUGUUUAAGCAGGAGCUGAUCGAGCAGACGCCGGACACGGUGAUGAGGUCACCGCCUGCACUGCCAGCAAGAAGCAACACACCUUUGCAACAACAGCCGCCGUCUCUGGUAUCUUUCUCGACCGAUUCACUUCCAGGCGCCAACAGCAGAGAUAUCCACACCAGCAGCAAAGAAGUGUUCCCGGGCCGCAGCGAUGGAGCUGGCGACCUGCCGACGGUUGAAAUGACAGAGGUCAGGAUGGUAGACCAGCAGGAUUCACAUUAG
Pyricularia oryzae 70-15 is the source of this 2412-nucleotide messenger RNA. RefSeq lists its product as uncharacterized. The transcript has 4 exons. Gene Ontology annotation, cellular component: nucleus; cytosol. The record is from RefSeq and is a predicted model, not a curated record. NCBI's taxonomy places the organism in Eukaryota, Fungi, Ascomycota, Sordariomycetes, Magnaporthales, Pyriculariaceae. The coding region runs from base 1 to 2412 and encodes 803 amino acids. Gene Ontology annotation, biological process: protein deubiquitination.